CAUGCUAUGCUCUAGCUCUAUGGUCUGACAAACUAGCUGCAUGCACACUGGAUUUGGGCCGACAUUGCCAAAAAUGAACCGACUGGGUGAGGUAGUUUUUCCUGUUAGUCGAGUUGUUGGAGAAGAUGACGAUUCUGAUGACGCCGAUACUAAAUGUAGGGCACGAGCUCCUGUGUUUAGAUGGAAUGAAAAACUUCUCAAUGGUGCUAGAAAGCUGGAGUGUGAAUGUCUUCUCAUUGCAAUUGGGCCUGUUGCAUCAGGUUUUAUAGAUAGUUUAUUUGGCUCUGAGGAGAGAGAGACUCUGUGUAGUAUAUCAUGUGAAAGAGAUGAUAAACAGACUAGGAAACAUGCAUCUGAGUCAUCUUCUAUCAUAUGGAGACGGAAGGGAAGAACUUUGUUAGCCUUGUGUCAAUGCAGAGAAACUAUCUCAACCCAACAAACACAUUCAUGGGUGCAUCAGCUAUUUUCAACAGCCAAGCCUUCUACAGUAAUGAUCCUAAGCAGUCAUAGAGUCGGAGAACUAAAAACUGAUUUGGAUCUACUUUCUAGAGGGGAUAGUUAUCCAUUAUUCUCCCUUCGAUCAUCACCUCUUACAACCAGACCGUGCUGUCCAUAUCUAGAGCCUCCUAACACUGUAGGUGGACUAGGAGCAGAAGGUAAGCAAUAUCUAUGUAUCCAUUGUUUUAUGUCAUCACCUCUUACAACCAGACCGUGCUGUCCAUAUCUAGAGCCUCCUAACACUGUAGGUGGACUAGGAGCAGAAGGUAAGCAAUAUCUAUGUAUCCAUUGUUUUAUGUCAUCACCUCUUACAACCAGUGAGUUCUGUCCGUAUCUAGAGCCUCCUAACACUGUAGGUGGACUAGGAGCAGAAGGUAAGCAAUAUCUAUGUAUCCAUUGUUUUAUGUCAUCACCUCUUACAACCAGACCGUGCUGUCCAUAUCUAGAGCCUCCUAACACUGUAGGUGGACUAGGAGCAGAAGGUAAGCAAUAUCUAUGUAUCCAUUGUUUUAUGUCAUCACCUCUUACAACCAGUGAGUGCUGUCCAUAUCUAGAGCCUCCUAACACUGUAGGUGGACUAGGAGCAGAAGGUAAGCAAUAUCUAUGUAUCCAUUGUUUUAUGUCAUCACCACUUACAACCAGUGAGUUCUGUCCGUAUCUAGAGCCUCCUAACACUGUAGGUGGACUAGGUGCAGAAGGUAAGCAAUAUCUAUGUAUCCAUUGUUUUAUGUCAUCACCUCUUACAACCAGUGAGUGCUGUCCAUAUCUAGAGCCUCCUAACACUGUAGGUGGACUAGGAGCAGAAGGUAAGCAAUAUCUAUGUAUCCAUUGUUUUAUGUCAUCACCACUUACAACCAGUGAGUUCUGUCCGUAUCUAGAGCCUCCUAACACUGUAGGUGGACUAGGAGCAGAAGGGAAGCAAUAUCUAUGUAUCCAUUGUUUUAUGUCAUCACCUCUUACAACCAGUGAGUUCUGUCCGUAUCUAGAGCCUCCUAACACUGUAGGUGGACUAGGAGCAGAAGGUAAGCAAUAUCUAUGUAUCCAUUGUUUUAUGUCAUCACCUCUUACUACCAGUGAGUUCUGUCCGUAUCUAGAGCCUCCUUACACUGUAGGUGGACUAGGAGCGGAAGGUAAGCAAUAUCUAUGUAUCCAUUGUUUUAUGUCAUCACCUCUUACAACCAGUGAGUUCUGUCCGUAUCUAGAGCCUCCUUACACUGUAGGUGGACUAGGAGCAGAAGGUAAGCAAUAUCUAUGUAUCCAUUGUUUUAUGUCAUCACCUCUUACAACAUGUGAGUUCUGUCCGUAUCUAGAGCCUCCUUACACUGUAGGUGGACUAGGAGCAGAAGGUAAGCAAUAUCUAUGUAUCCAUUGUUUUAUGUCAUCACCUCUUACAACCAGUGAGUGCUGUCCAUAUCUAGAGCCUCCUUACACUGUAGGUGGACUAGGAGCAGAAGGUAAGCAAUAUCUAUGUAUCCAUUGUUUUAUGUCAUCACCACUUACAACCAGUGAGUUCUGUCCGUAUCUAGAGCCUCCUAACACUGUAGGUGGACUAGGAGCAGAAGGUAAGCAAUAUCUAUGUAUCCAUUGUUUUAUGUCAUCACCACUUACAACCAGUGAGUUCUGUCCGUAUCUAGAGCCUCCUAACACUGUAGGUGGACUAGGAGCAGAAGGUAAGCAAUAUCUAUGUAUCCAUUGUUUUAUGUCAUCACCACUUACAACCAGUGAGUUCUGUCCGUAUCUAGAGCCUCCUAACACUGUAGGUGGACUAGGAGCAGAAGGUAAGCAAUAUCUAUGUAUCCAUUGUUUUAUGUCAUCACCUCUUACAACCAGUGAGUUCUGUCCGUAUCAGAGCCUCCUUACACUGUAGGUGGACUAGGAGCAGAAGGUAAGCAAUAUCUAUGUAUCCAUUGUUUUAUGUCAUCACCUCUUACAACCAGUGAGUUCUGUCCGUAUCUAGAGCCUCCUAACACUGUAGGUGGACUAGGAGCAGAAGGUAAGCAAUAUCUAUGUAUCCAUUGUUUUAUGUCAUCACCUCUUACAACCAGUGAGUUCUGUCCGUAUCUAGAGCCUCCUUACACUGUAGGUGGACUAGGAGCAGAAGGUAAGCAAUAUCUAUGUAUCCAUUGUUUUAUGUCAUCACCUCUUACAACCAGUGAGUUCUGUCCGUAUCUAGAGCCUCCUUACACUGUAGGUGGACAAGGAGCAGAAGGUAACCAAUAUCUAUGUACUUAUAUCUAUAAUUAUAUUGGUUAAAUCUUGACAAUAAUGAAAGGAAAAUUGCCUUCAAAUGCUUACCUAUAAAAAGCUUGGACAGUGGGAAUAGUCUGAAUACUAUUACUGAUAAUAGAGAAAAUAAUUUAGCACAUGAAAGGGUUGAACGGUAGUGCAUUCCCAGGGAAUAAUGUUUUAAUACGCCUGUCCUAGAUGUGACGUAUUAUGGUAUCGGUGUAAGUCCAUUUGUCCUUCCGUCUGUCCGUCAGUUAAGUUUUCCUUGUAAACGUGAUAACUGCAGUUUGACUUAACCUAGGCUCAUAUAAUUCGGUGUGUAUGAUACUAGCAUGGAUCCCAGGAAGCCUAUUGAUUUUGAGGUACAAAGGUCAAGGUCACCCUAACAUGUUUUCAUCUUACCCUUCUGUAGUCCUUGGAAACGCGAUAACUUUAAUUUAACUUAACCUAGGCUGAUAUGAUACUAUUUUCUCGGCAAUUCUUUUGAUUUUGAGGUCAGAUGUUCAAAGGUGAAGUCGCCACCUUCCACUUUUCUUGCUUGACCAAUAACUCCAUUUUCCACUCUACUGGUAGGUGUGUUAUGUGCUCACUUUAGUGACACUCUUUUUUUGGUUGUAAGAGAAAAGCUCUCAUGUUCUGUCCAUUCCUGUGUAUAGAUUUGCUACAUUCAGCCCCCCCCCCCCC
Molecule: messenger RNA, 3408 nt
Organism: Lytechinus pictus (painted urchin)
Lineage: Eukaryota; Metazoa; Echinodermata; Echinoidea; Temnopleuroida; Toxopneustidae
Exons: 5
Coding region: 41-2365 (774 amino acids)
Biological process (GO): proteasome core complex assembly
Cellular component (GO): endoplasmic reticulum
Molecular function (GO): proteasome binding
Source: RefSeq, a predicted model, not a curated record